GACCAACCCACUCUGCUGCUUCGGUUUCUCCCCUCCUCUUCCGGAGCGAGGAAGGAAGGAACCCGAAAUCAGACACCCCCAAACCCUCACCGCUCGCCGCCGAUGGUGGGCGGCUCCUCCCCCUCCCCGGCCUCCGCGCCCGUUCAGGUGCGCUGCGCGGGCUGCCGCGGCGUCCUUGCUGUUGCCCCCGGCAUGACCGAGUUCAUCUGCCCCAAGUGCCAGAUGGCGCAGCGGCUGCCCCCGGAGCUCAUGCCCAAGCUAUCCUCCUCGACGCCCUCCCCGCCCAAAUCAUCCGCUGCCCCCACCCUCCCGUGUCCGCCGCAGCCCCGGAAAGGGGCGUCGCAGGCGCGGGGUGUGGACCCCACGAAGAUCCAGCUCCCUUGCACCCGCUGCCAGGCCGUCCUCAACGUGCCCCAUGGUCUAGCCAACUUCCGCUGCCCGCAGUGCGGCGUCAGCCUCGCAGUGGACCUCUCCAAGCUCCAGAACUUGGUCACUUCCUCCAGCAACGGUGCGACCGCCCUAGUCUCGGGGACCACGCCUUCAGUGUCAAUUCCUCCGCCCGUGCCCUUCCUCCCCGUGUUGACCCAACCGCCACAGCUGGUAGCUGUCCCAACGAUGCUGCCCACCGCCGAGCUGCCUGAGGAGAUCAACGAGGUCGCAAUUGAUGUUGAGCGUGAAGAAGAUGAAGGUGGUACUGUUGGAGAAACUUUCACUGACUAUAGGCCUCCAAAACUAUCUCUUGGUCUGCCACAUCCAGAUCCAGUGGUCGAAACUUCUUCUUUGUCAGCUGUACAACCUCCUGAGCCGACCUACGACUUGAACAUAAUGGAUGAAUUGGAUAAAACUAAGACAUUGUCUUGCUUACAAAUUGAAACAAUAGUUUAUGCUUGUCAGCGGCACCUUUAUCAUCUCCCUACUGGUGAUAGAGCAGGUUUUUUCAUUGGUGACGGUGCUGGUGUUGGUAAGGGCCGAACAAUUGCUGGAUUAAUCUGGGAGAAUUGGCAACAGGGAAGGCAUAAGGCAGUGUGGGUAUCCGUUGGUUCUGACUUGAAGUAUGAUGCUCGAAGAGAUUUAGAUGAUGUUGGUGCAAAAUGUGUACAAGUGCAUCCAUUAAAUAAGCUACCAUAUUCCAAGCUUGACUCAAAAGCCAUUGGGAUCAAGAGUGGAGUAAUUUUUGUAACUUACAGCAGCUUAAUAGCAUCAUCCGAGAGAGGCCGUUCCCGUUUGCAGCAACUGGUCCAAUGGUGUGGACCUGAGUUUGAUGGUCUCGUAGUGUUUGAUGAGUGCCACAAAGCCAAAAAUCUGAUCCCUGAUGCAGGGAGCCAGCCCACUCGCACCGGUAAAGCAGCUCUUGAGAUCCAGGAAAAGUUACCUGAGGCUCGUGUUGUUUACUGCUCAGCAACUGGUGCAUCAGAACCACGGAAUUUGGGCUAUAUGGUUCGGCUCGGACUCUGGGGGGAUGGAACAUCAUUUCAGGAUUUUACACAAUUUUUAGGUGCACUUGAGAAAGGUGGUGUGGGUGCUCUUGAACUUGUUGCUAUGGACAUGAAAGCUAGGGGUAUGUAUGUUUGUCGCACACUAAGUUAUAAGGGGGCUGAUUUUGAUAUUGUGGAGGCUCCUCUUGAGGAAAGAAUGAUGAAUAUGUACGGAAAGGCAGCCGAAUUCUGGGCUGAGUUGCGUCUUGAGCUCCUAUCUGCAGGUGAAUUCUCUGGAGAAGAGAAGGGCAUUUCAAAUCAGAUAUGGAGGCUAUACUGGGCCAGCCAUCAGCGUUUUUUCAGGCAUAUGUGCAUGUCUGCGAAGGUACCUGCUGUUGUGAGAUUGUCUAAGGAGGCCUUGGCUGAGAAUAAAUGUGUGGUGAUUGGUCUUCAGAGCACUGGAGAGGCUCGAACAGAGGAAGCUGUGACAAAAUAUGGUGUUGAAAUGGAAGACUUUGUUUCUGGUCCUCGGGAGCUUCUUCUUAAGCUAGUAGAAGAAAACUACCCUUUACCUCCAAAACCUGAUUCGUUUCAGCAAGAUGAAGAAAAAGCCAUGGAGAUCCAACGUAAGCGGCAUUCUGCACCAGAUGUAUCUUUUAAAGGGCGAUUUAGGAAAGUAGCGAAAAUGGAAGAUGUGAGCGAUAAUGAUACCGAUGACUAUUCUCCGUCUGAUUCAGAUCGUGAAUCAACAGAAUCUGAUGAGGAGUUCCACAUGUGUCAAAUCUGCAACACAGAGGAGGAGAAGAGUCUAUUGCUUCACUGCUCUGGUUGUUCCCGACGUGUUCACCCUAGUUGCCUGAGACCUCCUUGGACUGGGAUAUUAACUGAUGAUUGGUCAUGCUACACCUGCAAGAAGGUAGAAGGGGAGGAAAGAGAGCAAGAUGCUCAUGUGGCUGAUUUUUCAAAGAGGUACAACGCCGCAGUAGAGAGAAAAUUGAAGAUUUUGGAUACAAUACGUUCUUUAGAUCUCCCUAAUAAUCCUCUGGAUGAUAUUAUUGAUCAGCUAGGGGGACCUGACAGUGUCGCAGAAAUAACUGGACGACGUGGUAUGCUAAUAAGAGCAACAGAUGGAAAAGGCGUUAUUUAUCAGGCGCGGAACGCGAAAGAAGUCUCAAUGGAGAUGAUAAAUAUGCAUGAAAAGCAGCAGUUCAUGGAUGGCAAAAAAUUAAUUGCAAUUAUAUCUGAAGCGGGGUCAGCUGGUGUUUCUCUACAUGCUGACAGAAGGGCAAAAAACCAGAGAAGAAGAGUACACAUAACACUUGAACUACCUUGGAGUGCAGAUCGCGCAAUACAGCAGUUUGGGAGAACUCAUCGUUCUAAUCAAACUUCUGCACCACAGUAUAGGCUUCUUUUUACAAAUCUUGGUGGUGAAAAGCGAUUUGCGUCAAUUGUGGCAAAAAGACUCGAGUCCCUUGGAGCUUUAACACAAGGAGACCGCAGGGCAGGACCUUCUCUGAGUGCUUUCAACUAUGAUAGCAAUUAUGGGAAAAAAGCGCUAACGAUGGUGUAUAGGGGAAUAAUGGAACAUGAUUCUUUUCCAGUUGUUCCUCCAAGGUGUUCUGACGACCAGGCCAGCAUCCAAGAAUUCAUUACUGAGGCAAGAUUUGCUCUAGCAUCAGUUGGAAUUAUAAGGGAUGCCAUAGUAUGUAAUGGAAAAGAUGCUGGGAAGCUUUCUGGUCGUAUUGUUGAUUCAGAUAUGCAUGAUGUUGCUCGGUUUCUUAACCGCCUUCUGGGACUGGCUCCGAUCAUCCAGAAUAGGUUGUUUGAUCUUUUUACAAGUAUACUUGAUGUUGUCCUUCACAACGCACGAAUAGAAGGACAGCUGGAUUCUGGAAUUGUUGAUAUCAAAGCUAAGAAUGUUGAAAUGAAAGAAUCGCCAAAGACCGUUCACAUUGAUAACUUGUCUGGUGCUUCGACAGUACUGUUUACUUUCACCAUUGAUAGGGGUGUUACUUGGGAGGCGGCAAAGGCAAUGCUUGAUGAAAAACAGAAUGAUGGUACUGCUUCUUCUAAUGAUGGAUUUUAUGAGUCCAAAAGGGAAUGGAUGGGGAGAAGACACUUCACUCUAGCUUUUGAAGGCUCAACUGAAGGAAUAUACAAAAUAAUUCGACCUGCUGUCGGUGAAGCAUUAAGGGAGAUGCCUUUAAAUGAACUGAAAAGCAAGUAUAGGAAGGUUACAUCAAUAGACAAAGUUAGCAAAGGUUGGCAAGAAGAAUAUGAUGUUUCAUCGAAGCAGUGUAUGCAUGGUUCCAAAUGCAAAGUUGGGAGCUAUUGUACAGUAGGAAAAAGGUUGCAAGAGGUUAACAUUUUGGGUGGUCUCAUACUUCCAGUCUGGGGUACUAUAGAAAAGGCCCUAGCUAAACAGAUCCGUCAAAAUCACAAGCGAAUACGUGUUGUCCGUUUAGAAACAACAAAUGACAAUCAACGAAUUGUUGGACUAUUCAUUCCGAAUGCAGCAGUGGAAUCAGUGCUAACAGGCUUGCAAUGGGUACAAGAUAUUAAUGGUUGACAUGGAAAUACUCUUUUUUUUCUGACAUUCAUAUUGGUGUUGUUGAUCACCUUCCUGAUGUUAGAUGCAACAGCUUUCAGAGGCUUGGCACAUUUAGUUCUGUUCCUAAUGAGCUGGCACGCUGGUUUGUCUAAUUUAUUGGAGUUGUUAGCAUAGAAAUUAGGCAAGUAAAUACUACGGAGUAGCAACUUCUUUUGUAUGUAAAGGAUGAUGUGUACCAUCAGUGCUUGUUCUCCGUUUGGUUUAUAUGGUGUACAUUGUAAUUUAAAGCAACUAAAUGCUCACAUAAUCUCGGAAGAACAAAAUAUACGCACCUCAUCAAGAUGGUAUCUUCGUGUUUGCCCCAGAGGUAUGGUCGUUUAUGCC
Molecule: messenger RNA, 4350 nt
Organism: Brachypodium distachyon (stiff brome)
Lineage: Eukaryota; Viridiplantae; Streptophyta; Magnoliopsida; Poales; Poaceae
Product: protein FORGETTER 1-like
Exons: 32
Coding region: 103-3984 (1293 amino acids)
Biological process (GO): regulation of DNA-templated transcription
Cellular component (GO): nucleus
Molecular function (GO): chromatin DNA binding; histone binding
Source: RefSeq, a predicted model, not a curated record